GCUAAAUCAACUAGCUCGUCACUUUUGACAUAUACUCGUAUACAUAUAUAUUAUGCUAUAUGGUAUUAUAGCGUAUAUUUUAGAUAAUAAAAAAACGGAUAUUACAAAUAUUUCGGCAAACUUGCAAGACACUGUAGAGGGUAUAAAAAUACAAAAAAAAAAUCAACACUCCAGCCUAUUGAGUCAUUCAAAAAUAUCUGAUAAUUCUAAAAAUGUCAUAAGCAGAAAAAAUUUUUUUGAAAUAAUUAAUAAUUGUAAAAAGAUAAAAUAAAAUCACAAAAUAUAUAAUAAAUAAUAAAAAUAAUUACAAAACUUUUAAAAAUGACGGAAACAACUGCGCCGAGUGAUAUCAAAUCUUCCCAAAUAAACCGCUCAAUAAUACCAUCAGCUGGCAAUGACGACAAUGUGCCAUUCUCACUACGUGAACUUGAAUUGCUGUAUGAAGAAAUAUGCAAGGACCGCAAGAAGAAAGAAGACUGGCGCGAUGAUAGUCGGCAUCCGAGCUAUACGAAAUUUACAGUGCCUUACCACUUCAAAUGUCGCGAUCGCUAUCAUAGGAGUAAAAGGGAGUAUGAGGAGCAGUUUCAACGUGAAAUCGCUCAAUUAAUGAAUAAUUUGAACACGGCAUACGAAGCUGCACGUUUCAAUCGACAUUUGUGCAUUACUACCUUGUGGCCACCACUGCACAAUCGUGCUGAAUUUAUCCACACACAGCGAUACUAUUUCCGUCUACGAUCCGGACAACGGCGACGUUUAAAUCAGAUUAUUGCUACCAAUUUUCAAUAACCGACAUACGAUGAUGUGUUUUAUGAUAAUGUGCUUUAAAGGGACACACAACAACAAUUUCAUAAAUGUUUUUAUAGAAAACACUUAAAAGGUUUAUAAACCUAUACUUACCUCACUAUCUGGUCAUCUAAUGCAUGAAUAUUAUUUAUUUUAUAUAUAUGUUCUAUGAAAUAA
Molecule: messenger RNA, 960 nt
Organism: Bactrocera oleae (olive fruit fly)
Lineage: Eukaryota; Metazoa; Arthropoda; Insecta; Diptera; Tephritidae
Source: RefSeq, a predicted model, not a curated record